ACCCCCGCCCGCUGCACCCUUACAGAAUGAAGCCACCACCUCUCCGCCCAGCGAUUUAUAGCAGCUGCCGAGGCGCCUUCAGACACAUUCGGUCUCCUAAAAGUGAUCCAAAAUGACGAUGAAACUGGCUUACUGGGACAUUCGUGGGCUCGCCCAGCCCGCCCGUCUGCUGCUGGAGUACACGGGCUCCAAGUAUGAGGACAGGUUUUACAUCUGUGGAGAUGCUCCCGACUACAGCAGGAAAAGCUGGUUGGAUGUAAAAGACAAACUUGGGAUGCACUUCCCCAAUCUGCCGUACUUGGAGGAUGGGGACAGGAAGAUCGUGCAGAGCAAUGCUAUCAUGAGAUACAUCGCUCGUAAGCACAAUAUGUGUGGAGAGACAGAGGAUGAGAAAGUCCGCGUGGACUUCUUGGAGAACCAGGCGAUGGACUUCAGGAACGGCUUUGUGCGGCUUUGCUACUCUGAUUAUGACAAUAUGAAGGCAGGUUACCUGGAGAAUCUGCCAAAGCUACUGAAGCAGUUCUCAGAAUACUUGGGGGACAGGAAGUGGUUUGCUGGUGACAAGAUCACUUAUGUGGACUUCAUCAUGUACGAGCUGUUGGACCAACACAAGAUGUUCCAUCCCACGUGUCUGGAUGACUUCAAGAACCUCCAAGAUCUUCUAACCCGUUUCGAGGCUCUCGAGAAGAUCGCUGCCUACAUGAAGUCAAACAGAUUCAUGAAGACUCCCGUCAACGGCAGGGUGGCCAAGUGGGGAAACAAGAAAGAGUAGAAGGCAAUGACCACACGUGCAACUAACCAAUAAAUUCAAGAUUAGAGAAACAA
Molecule: messenger RNA, 825 nt
Organism: Gasterosteus aculeatus aculeatus (three-spined stickleback)
Lineage: Eukaryota; Metazoa; Chordata; Actinopteri; Perciformes; Gasterosteidae
Product: glutathione S-transferase Mu 4
Biological process (GO): glutathione metabolic process
Molecular function (GO): glutathione transferase activity
Source: RefSeq, a predicted model, not a curated record